AUGCCCGCCGCCGCCGCAGCCACUGUCACCGCCACGGCUAUUGAUGGCGCAGCAGGGCGCAGCUGGCGGGGCCGUGGUACAGCUGCAGCAGGUUGGACGAGUACGUCAGCCACUCCCGCCGCUGCCGUUGCCUGUGCACCAGAGGACGGCAGGUGGCUUGUCGGCGACGCCCUGAUCGGCCAUGGUUUACAUCUGGCUUUGCAGCAUGGUGUACCGCACGGCUCAGGGACAGGCAGUCAUGAGGAGGAAGAUGAGGGGUCGGAGGGGAAGUUAAAGGAUGCCUCCAGCGGAAAGCCCGUCCCUGUCAUCGUGCUGGCUACUGCUACGUUGGCGAAGCGGAGCUGGUGCUAAUCGAGAAGCAAGACGGUUACUUAGAUUUGUCGUGGGUAUUUCAAACGAUGGCAUUGCCACGUCGACCAUGGGAUGAUCGACCUCAACAACGAUCGCUUCACUUGCUGCUUCUGCGAUACCAAGGCGAAAUCGGCAUGUCGGUGUCACGCGUGCAACAAGAAGAAAGCUGAUAAGCGAGGGGCAUCCAAACGAGCUCAAGCCGGCCACAUCCACGGGAGUAGCUUCUCUCGAGUGGUUCACCGACAGACUCAACCCAGCGCUUUCAUGCUCCGUCUGCCUCUCACGGUCGCGGCGGGCAACUCUAGAGAUAGAGAAAAGGCACUGUUUUCGGUCUCCAUUACCGCCCGCGGCGACCGUGUCAUGGUCAUCACCGACGUCACCGCCGAGCAACCUGGUGCGCCUGCAAGCUGCAUCGUGGACUGUU
Molecule: messenger RNA, 775 nt
Organism: Ectocarpus sp. CCAP 1310/34
Lineage: Eukaryota; Phaeophyceae; Ectocarpales; Ectocarpaceae
Source: the annotation of a GenBank genome assembly